AUGGUGGAGUUGCUGCAAAAAUCCAGUAUCAAAUCAAAGGACAAUGAGGGAAAGCUUUUAAAGUUAAUUCAAAAUCCUGUGACUCAACACUUACCCGCCAACUCGCUUAAAAUUGGUCUUUCAUUUAACUCGCCAAAGACAGUUAAAAUAAGAGACUUCGUUGCUGCUAACUGUGAUAAGAAUCUUGUAUUUGUGGUUGGUGCAAUGCCUCAUGGAAAUAUUGAUGCCGAUUACAUUGAUGAUUUCAUACCAGUUUCAGGUUAUCCACCAAGUGCUGACACUUGCCUCUACCGGAUCUGCGAUGCAUUAGAGAGUAAUUGGAAGAUCUUUUAAAUAAAAGAUGGGUUUAAAGAUGUUCUUUUUUGGGAAGUUCUAAUAUGGUUGAGACUAC
Medicago truncatula (barrel medic) is the source of this 391-nucleotide messenger RNA. RefSeq names its product ribosomal RNA small subunit methyltransferase NEP1. Gene Ontology annotation, biological process: rRNA base methylation. Bases 1 to 333 code for a protein of 110 amino acids. Lineage: Eukaryota; Viridiplantae; Streptophyta; Magnoliopsida; Fabales; Fabaceae. Gene Ontology annotation, molecular function: rRNA (pseudouridine) methyltransferase activity; rRNA binding. The record is from RefSeq and is a predicted model, not a curated record. Gene Ontology annotation, cellular component: nucleus; small-subunit processome. The transcript has 5 exons.